ACCCACCUGAACGAAACAUCUCCGAUACCAUCAGUUUUGUACCAUCAACAACUCCAGGAGACUGUAACAUAUAUUCACAUCCCAAUAUUGUUUAUCUUAGCUUGACAGCCAGCCGGUGCGCAAGCUUGAUCUGGCCCCUAUGACGUGCAUGACUAGAGGAUCGUGGGUCAGAUCUUAGCUCCUAAGAUUUGGGGUAAGCGCACCCAGCCACAUCCGGCGGCACGCCUCACGGAGCACCACCUCAUGCUUCCACAUGAUGUGAUCCCUCAAUUCAUACUAGCUACACACAGACAUCACCGGCAUGACUCGCCGCUCUACUGCGUUCGUGACUAAAAGGCCGCAUCGCAAGUCGAGGGGCGGGUGCUUGACUUGCAAGAAGAAGAAAGUGAAGUGUGACGAGACGCAGCCUAUAUGUGGAUACUGCAACCUCCGGAAGUUGGACUGCGAAUACAUUCAAGAUACACCCUCGACAUCUCGGACUUCGUCGGCAGGCUCAUUGUCUCGUGAUGAGGCUCAACCAUCGGCCUCCAACAGUCCAGUAGACUUCAAUGAUCUUUCCAUCCAGUUGGUACCAUACCUGAACCCACACUGCCAUACAUCUAUAGGCACACUUACGGCCCUUGACAAUCAUCUACUGCAAUACUACAGGACAGACGCCUACCGCACCGUUGUAUCCUGCGACGAUGCCAUCAUACAAAAUCUACACAAAGAGACCAUACCCCAAUUAAGCGUCUCCAACCCUUUUCUCCUAUACGCCUUACUCGGCAUGACAGCAACCUACAGCAACAACAUCACACCCAACAAAACAGUCGAAAAGCAAGCCCUUCUCUACCGCCAAAAGACCUUUUCCACCUAUAAAGAAGCCCUCAAGAAUAUCACAGCCGAAAACUACGAAGCCGUCCUCGUAACAGGAGGACUCCUUCUCGCGCUCGUCCCCGCGCCAACCACCGACACAGACGAAGAUUACCUUGAAUGGGUACUCGGUCUGCUCAAACUAAGCGAAGGCCUCCGUAUCCUCGCCUCCCUCCGCUGGGCCCAAGGCAUCGAAAAACUCUCCGUGUAUCCUCUAGUACGCCGGGAAAUCAAGACACUGCCACCAGCACCCAUCAUCGACGUCACGGGUAUCGAAGCGCCCAUCGGUCCUCUGGGAACUACGCCUGAUAACCCUAAUCCAGCACCGACAUACACGCCGAUCCAUUUCCCCACGCAAACCCGCCUCUUUCUCCCACCGCUCUUGAUGCAACUCCUCCAGAGCGUUAUCCGAGGGAAAGAGUCAGGAACGCUAGAUUGGCAUCGACCAACCCUUCUCCCCGUCUUCCACGCUCUAUCCCCCAUCUUCCUAUCCCUGUAUUACUACCGGUUAGACUCUGAUUUCUACGUCCGCAUAUUCGUGUGGACAUCGUUCCUCAUGCCGGAUUAUCUCCAAUUAUUGAGGGAUAAAGAACCAAGGGCUCUGGUGCUAUUCGGAUGGUGGCUUGCGCUGGCGAAUCUAGCGCCGAAGGGGUGGUGGACAGGCAAGCGAGUGCGUAAGACUAUUGAGGCGCUGGGGCGGGCGAUUCAAGCGCAGCCUGUGGGGGAUGGUGGGUUUGCAGGGCGCGUCUUGAAUAGUGCAUUGAGGAUUGUCGAUGUUAUGGAGACGGAGGGUAGGGAGGCGGCGGCUAAGGCGGUGUUUGACGAUUGGCCUGGUGUUCAUUGGGAGGAGGGACCGGUCAGGGCUCAGGCGUGGGAGUAUGGUCAGCUGGUGGAUUUGGGGGAGUUGGGGGUGUUGGAUGGCGGUUUGGAUAUGGAUGCUGCUGUGGGUAUUGAUCUACAGGAGCUUGGUAUAUCGGUUUGAAGUAGACAUGAAUGCCGUUGCG
This is a messenger RNA of Alternaria rosae, 1856 nucleotides long. RefSeq lists its product as uncharacterized. The record is from RefSeq and is a predicted model, not a curated record. Gene Ontology annotation, molecular function: zinc ion binding; DNA-binding transcription factor activity, RNA polymerase II-specific. The transcript is spliced from 2 exons. The coding region runs from base 302 to 1834 and encodes 510 amino acids. Gene Ontology annotation, biological process: regulation of transcription by RNA polymerase II. NCBI's taxonomy places the organism in Eukaryota, Fungi, Ascomycota, Dothideomycetes, Pleosporales, Pleosporaceae.